CAACUAAUAAAUGCUUAUUCGAAUGUGGGAGAUGUCAAAAAUGCUUUAUCUACAUUUGAUAUGAUCGAAAAUGCUGGGCUUGAGCAAACAGUAUACAGCUUUGCAAAUUUAAUUAAAGCAUAUGUAAACAAUCUACAAAUUGAUGAAGCCUUCAACGUCUAUUCCAAAAUGAAGGCCGCUAAAAUAAUGCCAAAUCAACCAAUUUUCUCAAUGUUAAUCAAGGGAUGCAUAAAAAAUGGCGAGGUUGCACGUGCUUGGAAAACGUUUGAUCAUAUGCGGCUAGAAGUUUGCCAACCUGAUGAAGUGACUUAUAGUCUAAUGAUUCAUAUUUGUGCAAAG
Molecule: messenger RNA, 339 nt
Organism: Ambispora leptoticha
Lineage: Eukaryota; Fungi; Glomeromycota; Glomeromycetes; Archaeosporales; Ambisporaceae
Source: the annotation of a GenBank genome assembly